AUGGAGGGAGAGGACAAAAUUAAAAAAGAACAACACUCGAACGAUUUGCGCCGUCGAGCGAGAUUGGCGGUGAUGAACAGCAAGCGCGUGUUGCUGUCGUCGACGAAUGAUGAUUUCGACGAGAACGAAGAGGAGGACAGUCCCACGAGGAAGGUUUCGGAGGAGGAGGAUGUCACGGUGGUGGUCGAUUUUAUCGGGGACGGGUUACGCGGCGCUCGAAAAUGGCUCGGCGCGGCGACGGUUAUUGAUAAAGAGACGAAAGAGACGACGUUUUACGGCGUUCCGAGCCACGCGAGAAGAGUGUUGAAGGUUGUCGCGAAAACGGGUUUGGUGUCUGUCGUCGGCCCGGAUUUAGGCGAUCGGAAGUUUAAGUAUUUGAGAGGGGUGACGAGCGUGGACGAGGAGAGCGAGGAACCGACGAUAUUUGCGCUUCCCGCGUGGGGGGAUAACGUGUUGAGAUCGGAUUUUAAUCGAGAGGAGGAGAACGAGGUACCGGAGAUUGCGAAUUGGAUGGAGGAGUUGUAUUUACGCGACGCGAACGAUCGGACGAAAUGGGAGGAGAAGUGGAUGUGGCACGGCGGGCAAAUUGCAAAGACAAAAGAUGGAAACUUGUACGCGAUUCCGUGUAACGCGAAAGCCGUAUUGCGGGUGGACGUGAAACAAGCGAGAAACGGGAAAAACGCGACGGAGAAAGCAAAGGCGAUUAGUAUGGUUGGCGAGGAUGUUAUUUCGAAGAUGUCGGGCGCGCAGAACAACAAAUUUUACGGCGGCAUCACCGGAUCGGACGGGAAUAUUUACGGCGUCCCGUAUUGCGCGGAUAAAGUGUUGAAAGUUAUUCCAGACGAAAGAAACCCACGCGUGGAACUGCUCGACGGCGAAGGAGCACUUCACGAGAUUGCGAAAGGGAAAGACUAUAAAUGGCACGGCGGCACGUAUUGCCCGAUUGACGAAUGCAUUUACGGGUUCCCGUCGCAUGCGGAUAAAAUCUUACGAAUCGACUGUAAAACAGGUAAAGUGACGCAAAUUGGUGGUAACUUUCCGCAAGACAUGAACGAAGGGCGGUAUAAAUGGGGUGGUGGGGCCGUCGAUAGAGAAGGUCGCGUGUACGCGAUACCUUCGGAUUGCGCGUGCGUUUUGAGGAUCGAUCCGAGAACGACCGUGAAAGUAAAACAUAUAAUAACAGAAGAGAACAACAACAAUAAGAAUAACAACGAGUGCGGCUAUGAAUCAGAAAGUCAAAAAAGUGCACCUUCGAGCCCAGGUGCGAGUCUGAGCAGUUCGCCGUCUGCGGCGGGUGAAGGUUUUCGCAAAGUAACUUUUGAUUUCAACAAAGCGCGAGAGAAAUCAUACUCCAUGGAGCGGAAAAACAGUAGAAAAAAGCAAACUGUGGUCGAAGUCGAGGAACCGCUCGUGGAGUUCCUCGGUCUCGGACUUCCAGGAAUGCUUCCCAACCUGCGAAAUAAAUGGCAAGGAGGCGUCCUCGCCAACGACGGUAUGAUUUACGGCGUCCCGUGCGACGCGCCGUACGUCCUCCGAAUAAACCCGGAAACUGCCGAGUGUUCAUUCGUUGGCGGCGAUUUAGGCACGAUGGAAGAUAAAUACCAAGGAGGAUUCUUAGCGCACGACGGAUGCAUUUACUGCAUCCCCGAAAAUGCCGAACACGUGAUGCGCAUCCACCCUCCAGGAUCCACCGCCUCCCCGAAAUCUCAAUCCUUGAAAGCGCACAACGCCGCCGUCGAAACGCCGAUACCGCUCACGAAAUCGCAAAGAAAGAAAUUCCUCAACCGACGAAACCGAGAAAGAAGUGGCGGUAGUAAACUCCUCAAUAGCACCCACGUAGCUCACCAUAGCGCAGAGAAGAACAGCAGAUCUUCGUGUUGUCGAUUGUCGUCGUCAAGCCGCGGUUGUUUUUAG
Bathycoccus prasinos is the source of this 1914-nucleotide messenger RNA. RefSeq lists its product with no specific name. The record is from RefSeq and is a predicted model, not a curated record. The coding region runs from base 1 to 1914 and encodes 637 amino acids. NCBI's taxonomy places the organism in Eukaryota, Viridiplantae, Chlorophyta, Mamiellophyceae, Mamiellales, Bathycoccaceae. The transcript has a single exon.